Messenger RNA from Morchella importuna, 1140 nucleotides. RefSeq lists its product as uncharacterized. The transcript is spliced from 7 exons. Bases 1 to 1140 code for a protein of 379 amino acids. The record is from RefSeq and is a predicted model, not a curated record. Gene Ontology annotation, cellular component: cytoplasm. Lineage: Eukaryota; Fungi; Ascomycota; Pezizomycetes; Pezizales; Morchellaceae.
AUGAGCGAUAUCGACGACGAGGAUGCCCCAGCCUUGGUAGAAUCAAAGGACGAUGCGGGAGCGCUCGGAAAAGCUCCUAUCACUAUCGUUACUGGGUACUUAGGUGCUGGAAAAACAACGCUUCUGAACUAUAUUCUAACGGAACAACACUCAAAGAAGAUUGCGGUGAUUCUUAACGAAUUCGGCGAUUCUGUGGAUAUUGAAAAAUCAUUGACUAUUCAAACUAAUGGCCAACAAGUUGAGGAAUGGUUAGAAUUAGCGAAUGGAUGCAUUUGUUGUUCUGUAAAAGACACAGGUGUUGCCGCAAUCGAAAAGCUUAUGGAGCGUCGCGGAAAAUUCGACUAUAUUCUCCUAGAAACGACCGGCUUGGCUGAUCCAGGAAACAUUGCACCGCUAUUCUGGCUCGAUGAUGGCCUUGGAUCCUCCAUUUUCCUAGACGGUAUCGUUACACUUGUAGACGCAGCAAAUAUCCUCCGAUCACUAGACGAUACAACCAUGCUAGAAGGAGAGGACCGGAAGGAGGGGGAUGAACAGACAACCACAGCGCACUUGCAGAUUUCACAUGCCGAUGUUAUUGUUGUAAACAAAGCUGACUUAGUAACGUCGAAACAAUUGGAAGAGGUUAAGAGUAGGGUCACUGGAAUAAACGGGUUAGCAAAGAUUGUGGUUACAGAGCGUGGCAAGGCGGAAAGGUUAGAGGGAUGGUUGCUCGACAUACAAGCUUAUAAGGAUGUCGGUAAUUUGAAGACAAGUGUUAAGUCGACGCUUGAUCCCACUAUCUCGACGGUUUCUCUUGAAAUUCCACUACUGGAUCAGAGACAAUUGGAACUCCUGGAGAUGUGGUUACGCUCUCUCCUCUGGGAGGGUGAAGUCCCAUUUCCACCAGAACUACAAACUGAUAAGUCCUGCGAGGAGAAAGGGAAGUCAUCGCCGCUCGAUAUACACAGAUUGAAAGGGAGAAUAUCAACGAAAGACGGAAAACAACAGCUGAUCCAAGGAGUCAGGGAGGUUUUCGAGAUAUUCGACGCUCCUAACCAAGAGGUAUUUGAUCAUGUGGGCGGAAAGGUCGUAUUGAUAGGGCGGGGAUUAAGUGGUGUAGAUUUGAAGGGAAGCGUGGACUGGUUCAUCUCACAAGACUAA